Anoplopoma fimbria (sablefish) is the source of this 1227-nucleotide messenger RNA. RefSeq names its product double PHD fingers 1 (gene dpf1). The coding region runs from base 1 to 1227 and encodes 408 amino acids. Gene Ontology annotation, cellular component: nBAF complex. The transcript is spliced from 12 exons. Lineage: Eukaryota; Metazoa; Chordata; Actinopteri; Perciformes; Anoplopomatidae. Gene Ontology annotation, biological process: nervous system development. The record is from RefSeq and is a predicted model, not a curated record.
AUGAAUGAAAUUGGAAUAGCAGCUACAUUACAUGUACAAUACCGGGCUCUGCAGUGUUGCAUUCUAUCAUACUAUAUCAAAAUGGCCACAGCGGUGCAGAACCCCCUCAAAUCGCAAUCUGGAGGUGCAGUCAUCAAGAACAGUCUUGGUGAGGAGUUCUAUAAGGAGGCCAUCGAACACUGCCGCAGCUACAAUGCCCGUCUGUGCGCCGAGCGCUCCAUGCGUCUCCCCUUCCUGGACUCCCAGACCGGCGUGGCCCAGAGCAACUGUUACAUCUGGAUGGAGAAGAACCACCGCGGACCAGGUCAUGCUCCAGGUCAGUUGUACACAUAUCCCGCUCGCUGCUGGCGCAAAAAGAGACGGCUAAACAUCCUGGAGGACCCACGGCUCGUACCGAUCGAGUUCAAGAUCGACUACGAGGCUUCUCUAAAGAAGGAGGGGGGCAUCCCAGAUGGUCCCGUGUUGGAGUCGCUGCUCGCCGGGGAAACCCUGGACAAGAAGGUAGAAACCAAGGAAGAAGAGCCAAUGAGCGAGUGUCAGAAGCUGCUUGUCGGGGAUUUCCCUCACGAGCUGGAGGCGGACGAGAUAGAGGAAGACGUCCCAAAACGCAAGAACCGUACCAAAGCACGGGCCUACGGUGUCGGCGGCAUGAGGAAGAGACAAGAGCCGGCUGCCAUCGAAGACAGAGACAAGCCUUACGUCUGUGACAUCUGUGGAAAGCGCUAUAAGAACCGCCCAGGGCUGAGUUACCAUUACACUCACACACACCUGGCAGAUGAGGAGGGGGAAGAAGACUCGGAGCGACACACGCUACCCUUCCAGCGCAAGAACAACCACAAGCCCAAGAAAGCACCGGACGGCUCAGUGAUCGCCAACGGCUACUGCGACUUCUGCCUCGGAGGCUCAAAGAAGACAGGCUGUCCUGAAGACCUUAUCUCCUGUGCGGACUGUGGACGCUCAGGCCACCCGUCCUGUCUGCAGUUCACAGUGAACAUGACGGCUGCGGUGAGGACUUAUCGCUGGCAGUGCAUCGAGUGCAAGUCCUGCAGUCUGUGUGGCACCUCUGAGAACGACGACCAGCUGUUGUUCUGUGACGACUGCGACAGAGGCUACCACAUGUACUGUCUGAGCCCUCCCAUGUCUGAACCUCCAGAGGGGAGCUGGAGCUGUCAUCUGUGUCUGAGACACUUGAAGGAGAAGGCCUCGGCCUACAUCACCCUCACUUAA